Molecule: messenger RNA, 1454 nt
Organism: Scylla paramamosain (green mud crab)
Lineage: Eukaryota; Metazoa; Arthropoda; Malacostraca; Decapoda; Portunidae
Exons: 8
Coding region: 578-1207 (209 amino acids)
Source: RefSeq, a predicted model, not a curated record
UCUUUUUCUUUGUAUUUAUGUAUAGUUACUUUAACCUAACAGAUCUGAUUAAGCUAUGAUUUUUAUGUGAAAAACUCCUCUUGGGUAAUGUAUAUUAAAGUACAGUUUCAUUUAACAUUGGCCAAGUUUGAUACAAGAAAAUGGCCUCAUAAGACUGAAACAAAUAAUUACUGGAACAACCCCUAAACCCCUAAAGGACAGGAACAUUCCUCAUGGACACCCCUCCAACCUGGGCUGGUUUUGACAAUUCAGUGAAAAUAGGUCAUGUUCCAUCAAUUUCUCAACUCUGCUUUGACCAACUACUUAACAUGUAAUAGCAUCACACUUAUCAAUUCUUCCUCUUCAAUCUUCUGCCACCGUGAACUUUGGAAAAUUUGAAAUUUGAAAUUAUAGGUCAACUAUAGAAGCCACCUGCCUCUACAUUGCAUCAACUAUAGACACCAUCCACCCUAUAAAGGGACAAGAAUGUACAGCAAGAACUUGCAGAACUCGGACAGAAGUGAAUUACUGGAUCUGAACACCUGAGUAGGUAAAGAAGCACAGCUGCACAAGCAAAGAAGAAACACUACUACCAUGAAUGCCCAAGACUUGUAUGACAAUGUGCUGCAGGGAAGAGAGUCCCAAGAGUGACACCACCAUUGAUGAGACACCCGAGGACAACCUCUGGCUACAACUGGGCUUUACUGUGGACUCUGAGACAGGUGAGCAUUUACUGUCUCCUAAGAAAAACAUCAGCGGAGGAGACGUGACCCUUGACUCUGUGUCUCCUCUUAACUCUCCGUCCUUCACCCUCAAUGAGACAGUACCAGACUUCAAUCUUGACUUCAACCUUGAUGAAGCCUUGAAAUUUGUUGGACUGAACUGCUCUGAGACUGGGGAAACUGUCUGGAAGCCCUCAGAGCCUGAACCCACCUCUGACAACAAGGAAAGCCCUGGUAAGGAGGAGGAGGACAGCGAGGACAGCUUAGACACCUUGAACGACACCCUGGACGAUAUGAUCCAGGCCUCCCAGCUUCAUCCUCAAUACCCGUGCUCACUACAGGCACCACGGGUGAAAACAUGGAGGUGGACAACAGUGUGGAGAUCCCUCUCAACAAGGCUACCAUCCUGCGGGGACACCAGAGUGAGGUGUUCAUCUGUGCCUGGAACCCAACCACUGACCUUGCCUCAGGGUCAGGAGACAGCAUGGCCCGCAUCUGAAACAUGAAUGACAGCACCACCUCCCUGAACCAGCUUGUUCUGCAGCACUGCAUUCAGAAAGGAGGCACUGAGAGGUUCCCAGUAACAAAGAUGUCACUUCCUUAGACUGGAAUUGUGACGGCACCUUGCUCAUCACAGGAUCUUACGACGGUUACACCAGAGUUUGGAUGACAGACGGCCGACUAGCCUCCAACUUCGGCCAGCACAAGGGUCCCGUAUUUGCCCUUAAGUGGAACAAAAAGGGCAACUACUUC